Molecule: messenger RNA, 531 nt
Organism: Pocillopora verrucosa
Lineage: Eukaryota; Metazoa; Cnidaria; Anthozoa; Scleractinia; Pocilloporidae
Source: RefSeq, a predicted model, not a curated record
CAGAUUUGUGUGAGAAAGUGAGGAAAACUUAUGGAGUGUUCCACAAAUCUUCCACAAGCGGCCUUUUUUUCCGCUGAGGAGAAAGUGCAGUUGAUAAGUGGUAAUUUCCCACGGCAUAUUACUAAAGAAAGACUCAAAGAAUGGUUGUCAUUCCUUAAAGGGACGGCUAAAGAUGGUAGUGCACGGUCUGAAGCAACGAAGGCUGAGUUAUCUCAAAGGGUCAUCAGUUAUAUAAAAAAUGGUUGGGAGAAAAAUUUUACGGAGAAGUGGCAACACUUGGCGGCAAGUAAACCACUGGAGCAAACGGCGACCGUCAAUUGUGAUUUCCCUGGAUCUGCACAAUGGGUUUCGCUGGUUGACGCGAAGGACGAUGUCCCUUCAUUUAAUAUUCAGAAUAUCGUGUCUUACUUUAUUGAAAGAAAAGCUAAAGACAAUGAAUCCAACAAAGAUUUCAAGAAUGUCAGCAGCAAAGCUUUCGGUUUGUUUCGACAUGGUCAUAUCCAAAAACUUAGUUUGCCAUUUCUCAAGUAA